AUGGAGAUUUAUAACAAAAAUGAGCAGAAAACCGCAGGACACACUAUGGGGAAUUUUAAUCAUGAAACUGGUGUAUAUCAAGUGGUUAUGCCGUACAAUGACCAUAGAGGUGGAGGGGGAAACCACAGUCAUGAAGUGCCUGUAUUUGCUAGAACAUGUGGUUGUGGAAAGUGGCAAAACUUGAAGAUCCCUUGUUCACAUGGAAUUAAAGUUCUUCAAGGUCGGCAUCUCGAUGCGACCAGCUAUAUUGACCCAUGUUACAAUUUGAACAACGCAAUUCACACAUAUUCACAUCAUUUUGUGGUGCCAAGUUCAGAGUCAUUGUGGAGGGACAUUCGCGGACCACAGUGGGUGCCUGACCCACAGCUGUUGCGGGCCAAAGGUCGUCCUAUGAAGUCAAGAUUAAGGAAUGAAAUGGAUGGGGUACAAUGA
Messenger RNA from Quercus robur (English oak), 432 nucleotides. RefSeq lists its product as uncharacterized. Bases 1 to 432 code for a protein of 143 amino acids. NCBI's taxonomy places the organism in Eukaryota, Viridiplantae, Streptophyta, Magnoliopsida, Fagales, Fagaceae. Gene Ontology annotation, molecular function: zinc ion binding. The record is from RefSeq and is a predicted model, not a curated record. The transcript has a single exon.